AUGGUUGGCCGCCCACGAAAGUAUCCGAAUCGAGCUGCAGCGCUUGCGGCCCGGCGCCAGCGGUAUUCCCAGCGACGGCAGGCGAAUACGAUCUCCCAGGCGGAGCUAAUCCCGUAUGACGCUACCAGGCAGCCGCUCCAGCAGCCGCUACAGCAGAUUACCUACUUCCAACAUACCUCGCUCCUACCGUUAGAGGCGAAUACAAGUGAGACUACGCCGCUUACCUCGACUGUCCCGGAUACAUUUACCGCGCUUCGGGCCGAGAUCGACCACGAGCGAUUCGGAGUAAGCGACGGGAACCACUUCGAUCUCGACGCGACAGCGGGCGAGUGGAUGGUCGGUACCGACGAGGUUUCAGAGGAAUUGAUCCCCCCCCAGGCCGAGAACACCCCUGCGCCAGGUCCCGAGCAGCCCUAUACGGUACAGUCGACAGAGGGUCAAGUAGUAUCACCUCAGGUCCAGCAACUCGCCUGUAGAAUCGCGCAACAGCUCCUCCGGCACCACGGGUGCCCGGCUAACGGCCAUAUAGAGCCGGAGGCGACCGUGGCGUCGGGACAGCGGAUCAUCAGCCUCCGGGAGGCGACCCAGCAGACUGUCGUACCAAGUGUACUAGAUAACCCGACCUUCCAGCAACAUCCUGCCCCCUGGGCCGAUGAAUUCGCGCCGAUGGUCCGUCGGCAGCUGCUCUGCGGCCUAGGUCCUAAUGCGACAGCGUCCCCAGGUAGCCCGGGGCCACCGGCGGUAGAUCCAGGCCUCGCGAACGCAGCGGUGCCUCGAACGCUACCAGUGUCGUUUGACAUCGACAGUAGUGGUGGGUGGGCGACGAGCCUCGCCGUCGCGCGACAGGGACUCUAUUGGCUAGCGACCCGACCAGCUACAAGCACCCUCACCAGCUCCCUCCACCUCGACCCGCUCCUCGUCGAGUGGACUGAUACCGAUACCCAGCGGCUACACCACCGGCACGUCCCCGUACACCACGUCCCACACCUCCCACUCGGGCGGCUACGCGGCUUUGAGGCUAUGGAGAUCUUUAUCAUCUUUCCUCGGCUCUACCAGCCAUCCCGGAAGGCCUUCGUAUUAACCAACGAGGAGUACUCGGAGUGGAUGGAUCAUAUCAUGCUCCCAGCUCUAGUCCAGACGCUACCCCAAGAGACCAUCAGCCGGCUACCGGGGAGUGGGGAGGAGGCGAUUAAACGGGGAACAGCAGCCGUAACUGAGGGUACCACAGCCUCGGCUUACCAGCAAGCGCGGAUCCAGCUCCUAACGCACUUUAUCGGCCCUACGGCUCUCGGUGCCGUAUGGACGGCGAUCCAGGAUCGCCUCUCCCCUAUGGCUCACACGGCCAACGAGUACGGCCAGGCGAGGCUGCUCCUCACGUCAAAGAACCUCAAGGGCGAGACGCGGCGGGAUACCUGGUCACAGAUGGUCCAGGGGUGGGGGAAUAUAUGGCGUGGUGCGGUAGAUGAUCGGUUUAUAACAGGCUCCUUUUUCGACGUGGCAAAGGAGGUAAGCCUUCCCAAUCAGAUCCUGGGCCAGGAAGCGACCGGAUCACAGCAUGCCUUAGAGCUCACAUGGCGCCGCUGUUGCCUCAGUCAGUUCGAGGAAUGGCUGGUACAGACCGAGAUGACGCUUCAGAACCAGACCGAGCUAGCAACCAUACCUUCUCUAUCGCCCUCUCUAUCGCCUACCGAGCCAGUUUCCCCUACGCAGAGUCCCACGCAGAGUCCUAUACACAGUUCCACGCCAUCUCCAGCUCCGACUCAGUCGACUACGCCGUCACCGAAGCCGGUACGGUCACAGUUCUGGCCCUGGGCGCUCCUCCGAGAUACCGGGAGCCUAACCGUGGAGACGAAACGCCGAUCGACCCUCCGGCAGGCCGGCCUCCUAUACGUACAACUAUACAAUACCUCCAAAGAGAUCUUCGCGGUAGGAAAGCAGUACCCGUUUGGGAAUGAGGCGCUGGAUACUCUCGCACUCCCGGCAGCGCUCGUCCAGGUAUUACAGCAUACGGGCGGAGGCCGUGCCCACUCCCGUGCCACGUUACUCCGUGGGUACCUCCAUACCAAGGCGCGGUGUCACCUGGCUCUACAGGGGGCCCGGGGCCGAUCGUACGGAACCCGCGAGGAGUACCGGGUAACGGCGACGCUGCUAUCCGCGCUUAACGGGGAGAUGGAGGCACAGGGAGGAAACGGGGUGCUCCACGUCCCCCCGAGGGAUGUUGCACUACCGCCGUUCUACUGCCAUACGACCGACGACGCAGUCCAAUGGCUCAGAUGGAAUCUUAACCGUCUCUGCCUCGCAGUAGAGCUCGUCUACAGUAUUAGUCCGGCAAGACAGCUCCACUGGGAACAUUCGAGGGUGGCGAUGGCCUUUCUCCGUGCACUACACUACGGGCUAGGGGGACAAGGGGCCUCCCCCUCCCACUGCCGGGAGCUCUGGAUCAGUGAGCGGACCCAGCCGCCGGGGGAGGGCGAGGAUACCGGCACGAUCAUCGAGGGCCUCGGCUGGGGGGAGACUAUGCAGCGGUAUGGGUUCGCCUGGUUCCUAGAUAAGUUUGACUGGGGACCGAUGCUGUUCCGGGAGCCGUACCGGGCUAGGCUCGCUAUCCGGCUGCCCUCGCUCCUAGGAAGUUAUCUCCCGCGCUACGGGGCAGUACGGCAGCUGCUUGACGACUGGGUGUUCCUCCACGACGUAUUCCGCCAGCUGGAGGCCUGUCGGGGGCACCGCCCCCGGGCGCGGAAGAUCCUCGUCCUCCUGGCCGAUCUCUGCCUUAUGGCGUUUCGACGAGAGGUCUUCCAGCGGCUGUCGAGCGUCGGGCGUCUCCGGGGGCCUCGUGCCGCCGCGGCGCUCGAGGGCCGCCAGCCGCUAACUAUGGAGGCGCUCUGUGACGUCCUACCGGGCGGGCGGCUGGCCGACCAUACAUACCCGCUAGGCGCCAGGGGGAUCCAGAUUAAGCACAUCGAUACUAUGUUCGCGUUCCUCUGGGGGUGGGACGGUGACGGGAGGCAGGGAGAGCUCGUCCAGCGACAGCAUUGGGCGUCCAAGCCGUACCGCGAGCUGUUUCGUCGGAGCUUCGACGCGAUCGCAGCGACGUACUCCCACGAGACGGCACAGGAGUGGCGGGGGCUAGUUCACGCCACCUUUGUCCGUACCCACUGGGUACUGCCGAACCCAAGCCAACGCGAAUUCUGGCCUAAGGGGAGAGGGGGCCGGCUCCCGCUAUGGUGCAGCACCCACCCGAGCCUCGUCCAGUACGUAUGCCGGGAGAUGGCGGGGCAGCUCCACCACGAACCGGUAGUAUUCCGCUGGACGCCGACAGACCUACCGACGUUACCUCGCACGGGGUGGGAGAGGAGCACAGAGGCCUUUGGGACGACAUUACCAGUCGGCUGCCGGGUCGAGGUAGUCCUGCCCUCGCUACCGACCGACAACAUUGAGGACUGGGUAUACGAGGACACUUCGGCCACGACGGCCGAUAGGGGACCGCUGAUACCGCCGCUAGAUGAGGAGGGGGACAUUGCACGCUGGAUCUGGGCGCGGUACCCGCCGCGGUACGCGCUGCGGAAGCUGACCCAGCAGGCGAGGUGGAGCCCAGAGAACCUGAUCAGGCAGCCGUGGCUAGUAACGAGCUACAGCGACGACAUCUUUACCCGGAUUCGGGCGGUAGACCAAGCCCGCUGCGAGGCCGUCGGGCUGCAAAAGUUCCCGAGGUUGAAGCAAGUAGACGCCGAGGAGCUAGACGAGCUUGCGGAUCCAAACUCGAUCCGAAGGGAAGAACAGCGCGCUAUCGAGCAGUCUGCCCGGCACCGCGAACUGGCGGCGAGAGCAAAGACGGCGCUCCGGAAGGUCUGGAAGUAUGAUACGCAAAUGAAGGAUAUAAAGAAAGAAUAA
This is a messenger RNA of Penicillium crustosum, 3891 nucleotides long. RefSeq lists its product as uncharacterized. Bases 1 to 3891 code for a protein of 1296 amino acids. NCBI's taxonomy places the organism in Eukaryota, Fungi, Ascomycota, Eurotiomycetes, Eurotiales, Aspergillaceae. The record is from RefSeq and is a predicted model, not a curated record. The transcript is spliced from 2 exons.